AUGGGUCGAGUUCGUACCAAGACCGUCAAGCGAGCCUCGAGGGUGAUCAUCGAGAAAUACUACCCCCGUCUCGUCACUGACUUCCACGUCAACAAGCGGGUCUGCGAUGAAGUUGCCAGUAUUCCCUCCAAGCGACUCCGCAACAAGAUCGCUGGAUUCACCACACAUUUGAUGCGACGUAUUCAGCGAGGACCCGUCCGUGGUAUCUCUUUCAAACUUCAAGAAGAAGAACGAGAGCGCAAAGACAACUACGUUCCUGAGGUCUCCGCUCUUGACACAACUGCCACCGGUCUUGACGUCGACCCUGACACCAAGGAUAUGCUCCGAGCCAUGGGUUUCGACAAACUACCUGUCAACGUUCAAUCAACUUCUGCACAGGCUUUUGCUGACCGAAGGGGUGGUGGUGAGCGUGGUGACCGACGAGGCAAGCCUGUGGUUGGAAUGGCUGGUGCUCGACGGGAAUAA
Molecule: messenger RNA, 465 nt
Organism: Melampsora larici-populina 98AG31
Lineage: Eukaryota; Fungi; Basidiomycota; Pucciniomycetes; Pucciniales; Melampsoraceae
Exons: 4
Coding region: 1-465 (154 amino acids)
Biological process (GO): translation
Cellular component (GO): ribosome
Molecular function (GO): structural constituent of ribosome
Source: RefSeq, a predicted model, not a curated record